AACAUGGCUGAAGUGCCGCCGCUGCCGCUACUGCUGCUGCAGGGAAAAUGCUGAGCCCUCCCGGGCCGGGUGGGCGGCGGCGGCGAGGGCGGCUACGGGCACCUGCUUACCGGGCGCGGCGGCGGCGGCCAUGGCCCGGCUGGCUGACUACUUCAUCGUGGUAGGCUACGACCACGAGAAGCCAGGGUCAGGAGCAGGUCUGGGGAAAAUAAUCCAGAGAUUUCCACAGAAGGACUGGGAUGAUACACCUUUUCCACAGGGAAUUGAAUUGUUUUGUCAGCCUGGCGGGUGGCAGCUGUCCAGAGAGAGGAAGCAGCCAACAUUUUUUGUGGUGGUCCUGACAGAUAUUGACUCAGAUCGACAUUACUGCUCAUGCCUAACCUUCUAUGAGGCAGAAAUCAAUCUUCAGGCUUGCCUAGGUUUGAUCUACACUGUGUAUGUGGACAGUCUGAAUGUCUCCUUGGAAAGUCUCAUUGCAAACCUGUGUGCAUGCCUUGUCCCAGCGGCUGGAGGGUCUCAGAAGCUGUUUUCCUUGGGUGCAGGAGAUAGACAGCUGAUCCAGACUCCUUUGCAUGAUAGUCUUCCUGUCACAGGCACUAGUGUGGCUCUCCUGUUUCAGCAGUUGGGAAUUCAAAAUGUCCUCAGCCUCUUUUGUGCAGUUCUCACAGAAAAUAAGGUUCUCUUCCAUUCUGCAAGUUUCCAGAGACUUAGUGAUGCUUGCAGAGCCCUGGAAUCUUUAAUGUUUCCUCUUAAAUAUAGUUAUCCUUAUAUUCCCAUUCUCCCGGCUCAGCUUCUGGAAGUUCUGAGUUCCCCAACGCCUUUCAUUAUUGGAGUACAUUCUAUCUUUAAAACUGAUAUCCAUGAACUUCUAGAUGUAAUCAUAGCAGAUUUGGAUGGAGGCACUAUUAAAAUUCCUGAAUGUAUUCACCUCUCUUCCCUCCCGGAACCACUUCUACAUCAGACUCAAGCAGCUCUUUCUUUGAUUCUACACCCAGAUUUGGAAGUAGCAGAUCAUGCUUUUCCCCCUCCACGAACAGCUUUAUCCCACUCAAAAAUGCUGGAUAAAGAAAUACGUGCAAUUUUUCUUAGAUUAUUUGCACAACUUUUCCAAGGAUAUAGAUCCUGCCUACAACUUAUAAGAAUUCAUGCAGAACCAGUAAUACAUUUUCACAAGACAGCUUUCUUGGGGCAGCGUGGUUUGGUUGAGAAUGAUUUCCUCACUAAAGUUCUCAAUGGAAUGGCAUUUGCAGGUUUUGUUUCAGAAAGAGGUCCUCCCUAUAGAUCCUGUGAUCUCUUUGAUGAGUUGGUAGCUUUUGAAGUAGAGCGAAUUAAAGUUGAAGAAAAUAACCCAUUGAAGAUAAUAAAGCAUGUCAGAGAACUUGCCGAGCAACUAUUCAAAAAUGAGAAUCCCAACCCUCAUAUGGCAUUCCAGAAAGUUCCACGCCCGACAGAAGGAUCCCACUUGCGAGUUCAUAUUCUUCCUUUCCCAAAGAUUAAUGAAACUCGGGUACAGGAAUUAAUACAGGAAAAUCUUGCUAAGAACCAGAACGCACCUCCUGCUUCACGGGUGGAAAAGAAAUGUGUUGUGCCAGCAGGUCCACCUGUUGUUUCGAUAAUGGAUAAGGUGACAACAGUUUUCAACAGUGCACAGAGAUUGGAAGUUGUUAGAAACUGCAUCUCAUUCAUAUUUGAAAAUAAAACAUUGGAGACUGAAAAGACCCUUCCAGCUGCAUUGAGAGCCCUUAAAGGAAAGGCAGCAAGACAGUGUCUCACUGAUGAGCUGGGUUUACAUGUCCAGCAAAAUCGGGCUAUAUUAGACCAUCAACAGUUUGACUAUAUAAUAAGGAUGAUGAACUGUACUCUACAGGAUUGUUCAAGUUUAGAAGAAUAUAAUAUUGCUGCAGCAUUGCUCCCUUUGACCAGUGCUUUCUACAGGAAACUGGCCCCUGGAGUCAGCCAGUUUGCUUACACCUGUGUUCAGGACCACCCCAUCUGGGCGAAUCAGCAAUUUUGGGAGACAACCUUCUACAAUGCAGUGCAGGAACAGGUGCGCUCCCUGUACCUCUCAGCCAAGGAAGAUAAUCAUGCCCCAUAUCUGAAGCAAAAGGAUAAGCUUCCGGAUGACCAGUAUCAGGAGAAGACAGCAAUGGACCUGGCAGCUGAGCAGCUACGCCUUUGGCCUUCUCUGAGCAAAUCAACUCAGCAGGAGCUGGUGCAACGUGAGGAAAGCACUGUCUUCAGUCAGGCCAUUCAUUUUGCAAACCUCAUGGUCAACCUGCUGGUCCCACUGGAUACAAGUAAAAACAAGCUCCUGAGAACAUCAGCACCAGGCGACUGGGAGAGUGGAAGCAACAGCAUUGUCACAAACAGUAUUGCAGGAAGUGUAGCUGAAAGCUAUGAUACAGAAAGUGGGUUUGAAGAUUCAGAGAAUAAUGACAUCGCCAAUUCUGUUGUGCGAUUCAUUACCCGAUUUAUUGACAAGGUUUGCACAGAGAGUGGAGUUACUCAGGAUCACAUCAAGAGCCUUCAUUGCAUGAUACCAGGAAUUGUAGCUAUGCACAUUGAGACCCUAGAAGCAGUACAUCGAGAGAGUAGAAGACUUCCACCUAUACAGAAGCCCAAGAUUCUUAGACCUGCCCUACUGCCAGGAGAAGAAAUUGUCUGUGAAGGUCUUCGAGUCCUGCUAGACCCUGAUGGAAGAGAAGAAGCUACUGGAGGCCUUCUUGGAGGCCCUCAGCUCCUGCCAGCAGAAGGAGCCUUGUUCCUCACCACAUAUAGAAUUCUUUUCAGGGGGACUCCCCAUGAUCAGCUAGUUGGUGAGCAGACAGUUGUGCGGAGUUUUCCUAUUGCCUCCAUCACCAAGGAGAAGAAGAUUACGAUGCAGAACCAGUUGCAGCAAGAGGGACUACAGAUUACAUCAGCAUCUUUUCAGGUAUUAAGAAAGGGAGCCAUUCCUCUACUACUAUUUAAAAGUUUUGUACAAAUGAUGUGGCCACUUUCUGUGGUAAUGGGCACCUUCUCAAAAACAAUUGUGAAAGGUGCCAAAAGGGCAGGGAAAAUGACAAUUGGGCGGCAGUAUUUAUUGAAGAGGAGGACAGGGACAAUUGUGGAAGAGCGAGUGAAUCGUCCCGGAUGGAAUGAAGAAGAUGAUAUAUCAGUUUCAGAUGAUAGUGAACUCCCCACAAGUACCACUCUGAAGGCCUCAGAGAAGUCUACAAUGGAACAGUUAGUGGAAAAAGCUUGUUUCAGAGACUAUCAGCGUUUAGGUCUGGGAACCAUAAGUGGCAGCUCUUCUCGCUCAAAACCAGAGUAUUUUCGAAUCACUGCCUCCAACAGGAUGUAUUCACUGUGCCGGAGCUAUCCUGGCCUUUUAGUUGUACCUCAAGCUGUACAAGACAGUAGUUUACCAAGAGUUGCCCGCUGCUAUCGACACAAUCGCCUGCCUGUUGUAUGUUGGAAGAACUCAAGAAGCAGUACCCUGCUUCUCCGAUCUGGAGGAUUCCAUGGGAAGGGAGUAGUUGGUCUUUUCAAAUCUCAGAACUCCCCUCAGGCAGCUCCUACCUCCUCUUUAGAAUCUUCCAGUAGCAUAGAACAAGAAAAAUACCUGCAAGCCUUACUGAAUGCAGUUUCUGUCCAUCAGAAACUCAGUGGCAAUAACGCCCUUACGGUCAGGCCAGCACUUGCCCUGUCUCCAGGGACUGAAAGGAGGACUUCAAGAAUGUCCACUGUGCUUAAGCAGGUAGUGCCAGGACAUUUGGAUGUAAACCCAUCCAAUAGCUUUGCUCGAGGAGGUGUAUGGGCAAGUCUUCGCUCUAGCACUCGCCUGAUCAGCUCUCCAACAUCUUUCAUUGAUGUUGGUGCCCGGCUGGCAGGCAGGGACCACUCGACCUCCUUUAGUAACAGCACCUACCUGCAAAACCAGCUCUCGAAACGCCAAGCGGCCCUUUAUAUAUUUGGUGAAAAGUCGCAACUAAGGAACUUCAAGCUAGAAUUUGCUUUAAAUUGUGAGUUUGUUCCUGUUGAAUUUCAUGACAUCCGACAAGUUAAAGCCAGUUUUAAAAAACUGAUGAGGGCUUGUGUCCCAAGCACCAUCCCUACUGACUCAGACGUGACCUUCCUGAAAGCCCUGGGAGACUCUGAGUGGUUCCCACAGGUCACCAGUCAGUGGCAUGGCAUCCAGUUUCUGUUAAGUUUGAUUCUUACUCUUCUGUCUUGUGUGUUUCAGGUUCACAACCAAUAUCCAACGGAAUUUGAAUUCAAUCUCUAUUACUUAAAGUUUUUGGCUUUCCACUAUGUGUCUAAUCGCUUUAAAACAUUUCUCCUGGAUUCAGACUAUGAAAGAUUAGAGCAUGGAACUUUGUUUGAGGAUAAAGGAGACAAGCAUGCCAAAAAAGGAAUUUGUAUUUGGGAGUGUAUUGAUAGAAUGCACAAGAGGAGUCCCAUUUUCUUUAAUUAUUUAUAUUCACCAGUGGAAAUAGAGGCCCUGAAGCCCAAUGUAAAUGUCUCCAGCCUCAAGAAGUGGGAUUACUACAUAGAGGAGACCCUUUCCACAGGGCCUUCAUAUGACUGGAUGAUGCUGACCCCCAAGCAGUUCCCCUCCGAGGACUCUGAAGUGGCCGGAGGAGCUGGGCUCCAGAGCCAAAGGAGAACAGUGUGGCCAUGCUAUGAUGACGUCAGCUGUGCUCAGCCCGAUGCACUCACCAGGCUUUUCAGCGAAAUUGAAAGAUUGGAGCACAAAUUGAACCAAACCCCUGAGAAGUGGCAGCAACUGUGGGAAAGAGUAACAGCGGACCUUAAGGAAGAACCCAGAGCAGACCGUCCGCAGAGACACCCUUCAGGCUCCCCAGGAAUUGUCUCCCCCAACGUGCCCUCCUGUCAGAAGCGGUCCCUGCUGCCCCUCGCAGACAGCGGCGCGGGCCGGGAGCAGAGCGCCCGCGCGUGCCCGUCCAAUGGCGUGGACCGCAGAGCAGCCACGCUGUACAGCCAGUACGCGUCCAAGAACGACGAGAACAGGUCCUUCGAGGGAACGCUUUAUAAAAGAGGGGCUCUGCUGAAAGGUUGGAAGCCCCGUUGGUUUGUGUUGGAUGUAACAAAACAUCAGCUGCGAUACUAUGACUCAGGUGAGGACACAAGCUGUAAAGGCCACAUUGAUCUGGCUGAAGUAGAAAUGGUCAUCCCUGCUGGCCCCAGCAUGGGAGCCCCAAAGCACACGAGUGACAAGGCUUUCUUUGAUCUCAAGACCAGCAAACGUGUGUAUAACUUCUGUGCCCAGGAUGGACAGAGUGCCCAACAGUGGAUGGACAGGAUCCAGAGCUGUAUCUCUGAUGCCUGAUGCCCAUGGUCAACCCAAGCAGAAGAGGGAGGAAGGACUCAUGCUGUCAGAUAGAACAAAGUGCAUGAAUCCUUGAGGAGUUGACAGCUUCCUGUUUGGUUCUAAAGAGUCAUCCCAGGCCUAAGGUUCUCCUGCCCAGUCUUACCCAGUGCCCUCUUUGAGCAGUUACUAUGUCUGCUUAGCCUGAGUGAAUGUGUCACAGAGGGCUGGCCGAGAGCCCCAGGCACUCCCUGUGUCUUGCACUAGGUUGUUCUAACAGGGUCUUAGUGGUUAGGGAUCAGAAGAAUGCUUCCUGAGCCAACUGUCAUCUGUCCCCUAGGCAAAAUGGCUACCACUUACUUGACUCCUUCUUGAUGAAACUAGAUCCUUUUUGUUCCCAAGGUCACAAUUUCCUUGGAGAGCUUUCUGACAAGCAAAAAUCAAAACUCUCCAGGAUGAUCUUACAUUGUGUCUGGAACAGGUUUCCCAGCAGAAUAGCUCCUACUCUUAACUGCCUGACCUUAGAGAUGCUCAGUUCUCUGGUGCUCCCAAAAGGUGCUUCCAUAACCCCUGCUGGGCCACUGGAGAUCACAACAAGAACCUCAGUGCUCAGUGGCAGGCAAGGGGCGGGCGGGCGGGGGUGCACACAGGAUUCUCCUGAAGGAAAAAAAUGGCCCAGGGAAAGAUGCAACAAUGACCAGGCCAAUGCAGUAAAAUAUUGCUUCCAAAACAAUGAAUUUUCUAGGCCAAAGGUGCCCUGAGGAUCCAGGACUUUGUGUUCCUAUGUAUUCUUCUGCUCCCUGACAGCUUCUUACACAAAAUAACAUGCAAAAAGCCGAAUGCACUAACUCACAACUAAACACUUGCACUGAACUCUUAAAGAAGCGAAGAUAUUGGAAAGACAGAAGCUGGCUGUUCAUGAGCGCAUCACACCUGUGACGGGCUGUGUAGACAGCGGCCGCACGGCGGCACAAUCCGAUGCCCAGACGGCACUUCUGCACAUGCACAGUAAGAACUGUUUGUAGAUUUUCUUUACUUUGGAUAAUGUUGUCUUUGUUCAGCUUAAGAUCUGAGGAAUGCUGUUGGUUUACAGCAAGCGGGGCAGCGAGCUCUCUGCCCACAGGCGCUGCCACCAGCCGGAGUCAGAGGUAGCUAGGUGGUUGUUGUGGAAUGUUAAUAUGUUACAUACCAAACUAAUAUUUCAAAAAUAUGUAUAUAUGAUUUCUAUAUCCUUGUUUUUCAGAUAGCCUACUUAUAAUUUAAUAUAAAAUUAACUGAUUCGUGCGUAAGAUUUCAGUAAUGAAAAUAGUUCCCUUUUUAAAAAAUAAAAAAUCACUUUGUCUUUGUAGAUUACAAAUCAGAUUUUCAAAUUUAAAAUUAUCCACACACUAGGAAAUAGAACUGUGUUAAUAUAUAAGAAAUUGGGGAAUAAUAAGAAUGAAGGAUUUUUCUAUCAUUUUCAUUUUAUAAAUUGCCACCUGUGAAAAUGAUUUUUGCACAUUAUUUGUAUUUUUUCUUUGUAUAUGAAAUAAUUUUUGUACUUUGUAAAAUAUGGAGCCCAUUGUACCUUCAGCUAUUUGAGACUGUACACAGUGCUUCUUUUAUAACUGGAUUCUUUUAACUUUCGUAAAGGUGUUACAUGCCUUACAUUCACUAACCAUCUUGAAUUAAAUUUAUUUCUUAAGAAAAAGCA
This is a messenger RNA of Leptonychotes weddellii (Weddell seal), 7004 nucleotides long. Lineage: Eukaryota; Metazoa; Chordata; Mammalia; Carnivora; Phocidae. The record is from RefSeq and is a predicted model, not a curated record.